Molecule: messenger RNA, 517 nt
Organism: Pneumocystis carinii B80
Lineage: Eukaryota; Fungi; Ascomycota; Pneumocystomycetes; Pneumocystales; Pneumocystaceae
Exons: 3
Coding region: 44-472 (142 amino acids)
Biological process (GO): post-chaperonin tubulin folding pathway; tubulin complex assembly
Cellular component (GO): microtubule cytoskeleton; cytosol
Molecular function (GO): beta-tubulin binding
Source: RefSeq, a predicted model, not a curated record
CAAACGAACUUCAAAAAAACUGAAAAAUAUUAAAAAUUAUUAAAUGGGUCUUGAUUUAAUUUUUUCUAAAAAAAUUACCUCAGAAAUGAAUUCCUCUGGAAAAAAUACGUCAGGAACAUGUUUUUUGGGUCAAUCUAGGCAUUCAAAUGACUCAUUAAAUCGAGAAAUAGAAAUAAAAAUAGGCACAGUAAAGCGCCUGAUUCGUGACCUUAUUACCUAUAAUAAGGAGCUUAAAAUAGAAGAGGAUACUUAUUUAAAACUAGAACAAGAAGGCCAAGAUGAAUAUGUUUUAAGAAAACAGAAACAAGUGAUAGAAGAAUGCCAAAGAAUGAUUCCUGAUACAGAAUAUCGUCUUUCACAGGCAGUUGAGAAGUUAUCUAAAGAUUUGACUGAUGGAAAGAUUGAUGGCGAUUCUUCUAGAAUUACUACUUUGAUUGAUGAAGCAUCAGUUCUUUUGGAACAUCGUGAUUAAUAACCGUGCCGUUCUUAGCUACUAAUUUUAUCUGUUAUUUAUAAC